Messenger RNA from Parathielavia appendiculata, 558 nucleotides. RefSeq lists its product as uncharacterized. The coding region runs from base 1 to 558 and encodes 185 amino acids. NCBI's taxonomy places the organism in Eukaryota, Fungi, Ascomycota, Sordariomycetes, Sordariales, Chaetomiaceae. The transcript is spliced from 3 exons. The record is from RefSeq and is a predicted model, not a curated record.
AUGUACGAAUACGAACAAAUAAUGACCUUUGACCAGCCCAUCAUGAUGGGCAGCCACCACCACCACCCCACCGCCUCCUCUUCUUCCACCACCACCUCUUCCGGCUCCGUCAAGAAGAAGAAGUCGAUCAAGUCGGACAACGCGCUCGACCUGCGCGGGCCGAUGGACGUGGACGGGUCGGUCAAGUCGAUGGCGUCGGUGACACUGACGGGCGACUUCUCGGUGCGCGAGCGGAUCGAGGCGUACGGCAACCUGGACGUGAGCGGGAAUCUGAGCUGCGGGGGCAAGGUCAAAAGUAUGGGGAAUGUCAAGGUUAAUGGCGGGGUUGUUUGCAUGGACAAGGUCAAGAUUUUUGGGAAGCUUAAAAUUAAUGGGACGAUGGAGGUGCACGGGGACUUGGAGGUCUGGGGGGAUUUGAGGAUCAAUGGGUAUCUAAAGUGUAGGACGUUGACUGCCUAUGCCUCCCUCACGACCGUCGGCGACCAGUCAUGGUAUGAGGUUGAGGAGGGCGAAAAGGUCCACGGGGCAAAACUGAUCCAGCGAGAUUACAUCGGCUAA